Messenger RNA from Zychaea mexicana, 1933 nucleotides. RefSeq names its product armadillo-type protein. The transcript has 5 exons. Gene Ontology annotation, cellular component: nucleoplasm; nucleus; cytoplasm. The record is from RefSeq and is a predicted model, not a curated record. Gene Ontology annotation, molecular function: nuclear import signal receptor activity; protein binding. Bases 184 to 1791 code for a protein of 535 amino acids. Lineage: Eukaryota; Fungi; Mucoromycota; Mucoromycetes; Mucorales; Lichtheimiaceae. Gene Ontology annotation, biological process: NLS-bearing protein import into nucleus.
CAACGACAGAGAAUUUUGAUAGGAUGUAAUCACGUCAAAAACAAAUCACACUGCGUUGUCUGCAUCAUUUGAUAUGCUGAAAUCCAAAAUUUAACUUUUUGCUUUCGCGCCAAACGCCUCUUUCCUUUUUUUUUUUUUCUGUUUGUGAAUCCAACACACAGUACGCGCCAAAGAAAAAAAACCAUGGAUCCACUCGCCGAUCUCAGACGAAACACGUACAAGGCGCGUAGCCACUUCAAACCAGAAGAGGUGCGACGUCGUCGUGAAACUGCUCAAGUAGAGAUUCGCAAGCAAAAGAAGGAGGAAAAUCUCGCCAAAAGACGAAACUUUAACGUGGAGAACCUCCCUGCCGAUUCUGAUGAUGAAGACAGCGCUUACCCUGUCGAUGCUCAGCUCAUGGCCAUGUUGCCGGACAUGGUCCAAGGACUGUACGCCGCUGAAAGCGAAACACAACUCACUGCAACAGCACACUUUAGAAAGUUGCUAUCGAAAGAAAAGAAUCCGCCGAUUGAAGAAGUCAUUGCUUGCGGCGUAGUGCCACGAUUUGUCGAAUUCUUGCAAUCUCAAAACACAACUCUGCAAUUUGAAGCGGCUUGGGCGCUGACAAACAUCGCUUCUGGAUCAUCACAACAGACGCAGGUGGUAUUGCAAGCUGGUGCUGUGCCUUUCUUUAUUCAGCUGUUAAGCAGUCCGGUGAUGGAUGUCAAAGAACAGGCUGUCUGGGCGCUGGGUAAUAUCGCUGGUGAUAGUCCUCGUUGUCGUGAUUUCGUUCUCCAAACGGGCGCAUUGCCACCUCUGUUGGCUAUCUUUGAAGACACCACCAAGAUUUCCAUGCUGCGCAACGCAACCUGGACACUUUCUAACUUUUGCCGUGGCAAGAAUCCUCAGCCCGACUGGCGACUGGUUGCACCUGCACUUCAAGUGUUGUCCAAGCUUGUUCUUUCUAGCGACGAAGAAGUCCUGAUUGACACAUGCUGGGCCAUUUCAUAUCUGUCGGAUGGACCUAACGAGCGUAUUCAGGCAGUGGUAGAAUCCGGUGUGUGUGGCCGUCUUAUCGAGCUUCUUGGCCAUCCAGCAACGAGCGUGCAGACGCCUGCACUCCGCUCUGUUGGCAACAUUGUUACUGGCGACGACACGCAGACGCAGGUGAUUAUCAACUGCGGGGCGAUCAACGCGCUUCUCCACUUGCUCAUGAGCCCUAAAGAGGCGAUCCGCAAGGAAACAUGCUGGACGCUGUCGAACAUUACGGCCGGCAACACAUCACAGAUCCAGGCGGUGAUUGACGGCGGGCUUAUGCGGCCGCUAAUCCAGAUCCUGGUGCAUGGCGACUUUAAGACCAAGAAAGAGGCAUGCUGGGCAAUCUGCAAUGCCACGUCAGGCGGUCUCAACAAGCCUGAGCAAAUACACUAUCUUGUAACGGAGGGAUGCAUCAAGCCGCUGUGUGAUAUCCUGACGGCGAUGGACAACAAGAUCACGAUGGUUGCACUGGACGGUCUGGAGAAUAUUCUGCAAGUGGGCGAGAUCGAGCGGACGAACACGGUAGACAACCAUAACCCAUAUGCACUUUUAAUCGAAGAAUGCGGCGGGGUAGACUAUAUCCAUGAGCUCCAGCAACACGACAACCAGGAGAUCUACAAGAAGGCAUACAACAUCAUUGACAAAUUCUUUAGCGAGGAGGCCGACGAAGCAGCAGAGGCAAUGGGCGGCGAGAUGCAAGGCGACCAGUUUGCGUUCCAGGCGCAAGUGCAGGCACCUCAGGGUGGUUUUAAUUUCGGAGGAGGAGCUCAGUAAUAAAAUAAAAAAGUCAUUUAUUUCUUCCAAACUACGCGAUUCUACGCACGAUCGAGUGACAGUUAGUUAGUUAGCGAGAAAGACAGACAGUCAGAGAGAGAGAGAGAGAAGAAAGAGAGCGAGAGGGAGAGGGAGAGGGAGG